GCGUACGCAGGGGCCGGAAGCAGAGCUGGGUGGCCGGAAGCGAGGCGGGCAGCCCGGCAGUAGCGGGUCAUGGAGGGUCGUCCCCCGGGUCGUGGGCCGCCGCCCGAGGGGUUGGCGGAGGAGGAGGCCGAGCUCCAGGGAGCUGCCUGGAGUGGGGACAGCGGCAACGUGUCCCAGAGCCACAGCAGCGCCUCGGGGCCGUGGGAGGACGAGGGCUCAGAGCUGGGCGCGCCGGGCCGCGAUCUGCCGCUGCUGCGCCGCGCCGCCGCCGGCUACGCCGCCUGCCUGCUGCCGGGAGCCGGGGCGCGGCCUGAGGUCGAGGCCCUGGACACCAGCCUGGAGGACCUGCUCACCAGAGUGGACGAGUUCGUGGGCAUGCUGGACAUGCUGCGCGGGGACUCCUCCCACGUCGUCAGCGAGGGCGUGCCUCGCAUUUACGCGAAGGCCACCGAGAUGCGGCAGGUCUACAGCAAGAUCGACCGGCUGGAGGCCUUCGUGGGCAUGAUCGGCGCCAGCGUGGCCAGGAUGGAGGAGCAGGUGGCCAGGGCGGAGGCCGAGCUGGGCGCGUUCCCCAGCGCCUUCAGGAAACUGCUGCACACAAUCACCGUGCCCUCCUUCUUCAACAAGGCGCCCUCCAGCAGGCCCCAGCAGAGCGGCUACGAACCGCCCGUCCUGUUUCGGACCGAAGACCACUUUCCCUGUUGCAGCGAGAGACCUCAGAGCUGAGUCGGCCGGCCGGCACUGCAAGGGGACGCUGUCUGAGAUGACCUCGGGGGCUGAGCCAACUGGAAAGUCCACGAUGUUGGAGUAUGGCAUGUUUAUUUUUUGCACACUCUUGUUUCUCACUGUUUGCAUGACUUCACGUUAGGAUGUUUGGUUUUCUGUGUCUUCCAAUGCUGAACUGAGGGCUGCUUGGUCUUGGCGUCGGGGAAGCUGAAUGAAUGAGUUUAUCUGUGCCUGUGGCUGAACUGUUAUUCUUACGGGUUUUACAGCUCAACCAUCAGUAUUACCUUUCAAAGUUUCUAUAUUUUAUACUCUUAAGAACUUCUGAGCUGUUCAAGUCUGGUUGUUAUUCGAUCCUAAUAGCGAUUCCAUGUUCUGUAGCUUCCUUUUAGGGUAGAUGGUAAGUUAUUUCAUAUUAUAUUAAACUUCGCACAUCAUGGGUUGUAAACCGAAGGAAAUCAUACAAUUUCUGAGAAGCUGUAUUGAUUUAUUGCAGCUAAUUCUGAAGUGGUAUUUGAACGUAUGCCCUCAGAAUCUUGAUUUGUCCACAGCAAACAUGUCUGUGUGUGGUUGCUAACAUUUGGUUUAUAAUUUAAAUAUUAAUAAAAAUUUUAAAAUGUAUUGGAAAA
This is a messenger RNA of Ailuropoda melanoleuca (giant panda), 1352 nucleotides long. It is a transcript of the gene BLOC1S4, whose product is annotated as biogenesis of lysosomal organelles complex 1 subunit 4. The transcript has a single exon. The record is from RefSeq and is a predicted model, not a curated record. NCBI's taxonomy places the organism in Eukaryota, Metazoa, Chordata, Mammalia, Carnivora, Ursidae. Gene Ontology annotation, cellular component: BLOC-1 complex. The coding region runs from base 70 to 726 and encodes 218 amino acids.